Messenger RNA from Talaromyces atroroseus, 1635 nucleotides. RefSeq lists its product as hypothetical. Gene Ontology annotation, molecular function: protein binding. Lineage: Eukaryota; Fungi; Ascomycota; Eurotiomycetes; Eurotiales; Trichocomaceae. Gene Ontology annotation, cellular component: cytoplasm; spliceosomal complex. The record is from RefSeq and is a predicted model, not a curated record. The transcript is spliced from 5 exons. The coding region runs from base 1 to 1635 and encodes 544 amino acids. Gene Ontology annotation, biological process: mRNA cis splicing, via spliceosome.
AUGUCGACGUACCACUCAGGCGCCAAACGAGGCCGCUCGCGAUCUCGGUCAAGUUCGCCGCCAUGGAAGCGUUCCGAAAAGAUCCCCCGCAAAGACGACAGACACCACCCUGGUCAGUGGGAUAGGGAUAAUAGCAGAUCCGAGCAACGGGAUAGGAGGGAACAAAACCGACUGAAUCAGCUGCAAGAAGACGAGCAAGUGCGCCAGUGGGUUGCGCAAGAGGAUACCUUCAUCCUCAAGCAAGCUAAAAAGAAGGCAGAGAUCCGCGUGAAGGAAGGCCGCGCAAAGCCCAUAGAUUGGUUAGCGGUUACUCUGCGUAUAAUAGACCCUACAAGGAAUAUCUUGGAUGAUGAGAUUCCCGACUCAGAACUGGAUCUAAUCGAUCCGGAAGGAGUGUUUGAGGGUUUGUCGCAGGAUCAAUUGGCGGAAUUGGAGAAUGAUAUCGAUACAUUUCUGAGUCUUGAACAGGCCUCAAAGAAUCGCGAUUUCUGGAAGACCAUGAAAAUUGUUUGCCGUGACCGACAGAAAACCUCAGCACCCGAAGGCCGUGUUCUCAGCUCGGUGUCAGCCGAUAUUAACAGGAUCCUCAGUCCUAAGACUUAUGAACAACUGGAGACACUUGAGGUUCAAGUAAAGCGCAAACUGGAUUCCAAUGAACCGAUCGAUACCGAUUACUGGGAAGAGCUUUUGCGCAGUCUGACCGUCUGGAAAGCGAAAGCUAAGUUGAAGAAGGUAUUCCAAGCGGUUAUUGCAGGGCGAGUACAGGCACUCCGCAGGCAACAGAGAGAUGAGGCAGAGUCCGUACGACUCAAACUUGCUCCAAUCGCACCUGUUGUCGGUGAGGUCAUGGAAGUCAAGGGAGAAUUGGACCUAGAUCCGGAGCCGUUACUUCAGCUGCGGCCCGAGGAUAAAGCUCUUGAAAUCAUGGACGAAUCAGCAUUUCUAAAUCAAGUGGCUCAAGAGCGACAAAAGGUCCUUAAAAUGGGAUUUGUACCAUUACGACGAGGCGCAGAAAAGUCUACCCAAUCAAUGCCCAUCCAAGUAAAGAAACCUGAAUCGGCACUUGCCACUAGCGUCGAUCGCUUCUCGUCUUUGCCCAAUGAAGACUUCUCCCAAGCAACAAGAGCCCUGUACGAGCGCGAGGUUGCGAGAGGCAUAAGUGAAAAUGAAGAAAUAUUCACAGCAGAGGAGGCUGUCGUCAGUACUUCGCAACUUCCAUGGGCUCAUAAAUAUCGACCGCGAAAGCCACGAUAUUUCAAUCGUGCGCAGAUGGGAUACGAAUGGAACAAGUACAAUCAAACGCACUACGACCACGACCAUCCUCCACCGAAAGUUGUCCAUGGCUAUAGGUUCAACAUAUUCUAUCCAGACCUGAUUGAUAAGACGAAAGCCCCGACUUACCGGAUUGAACGUGAACAUGGGCGGAAGCGCGGCCAAUCCUUCGUCAAGGCAGGAGAGGAAGACACAUGUCUCAUUCGGUUCAUUGCAGGACCACCCUAUGAAGACAUCGCAUUUCGCAUUGUGGAUCGAGAAUGGGAUUUCAGUUCUAAGAGAGAUAGGGGCUUCAGAAGCAGUUUCGAAAAGGGAAUUCUACAACUGCAUUUUCAAUUCAAGAAGAUCUACUAUCGGAAGUAA